AUGCCACAAUCCAUCUUCCGAGAGAGCGUUGUUUUGAUGCACGACAUUUGCAUUCCGUUCACCGUGAAGACAGCCGAGUUCUUCGAAGAAAAUAGCUACACCAGCCCGACAGGUCCUCUCAACACACCAGCCCAACAUGCAUUCAAUGCGCAAGGCAAGACACACAUCUGGGACAUAUUUGCACAACACGGGCAGACUCAGGGACUUGCCAGGCUGAUGGGAUACCUGGAUGCUCGACCGACCGGACUGGUCCGACGACGACUCGGGCUUCUCUCCGGUGGUCUGAGCGUCAAUACCUUCAUCAUCUCCAUCAUCUUCACCUUCAUCAUCUCCAUCACCUUCACCUUCAUCAUCUCCAUCACCUUCACCUUCACCGUCUCUUUCACCUUCGCCCUCACCGUCUCUUUCACCUUCGCCCUCACCGUCUCCUUCACCUUCACCAUUUCCACCUCAACCACCACAAUCUCCAUCUUCAUCACCAUCUCCAUCACCAUCACCACCGCGAGCACAACCACAAUCUCAACCUCACCACAACCUCAACCUCAACCACAACUACAAUCUCAAUAA
This is a messenger RNA of Fonsecaea erecta, 567 nucleotides long. RefSeq lists its product as hypothetical. The record is from RefSeq and is a predicted model, not a curated record. The transcript has 3 exons. The coding region runs from base 1 to 567 and encodes 188 amino acids. Lineage: Eukaryota; Fungi; Ascomycota; Eurotiomycetes; Chaetothyriales; Herpotrichiellaceae.